AUGAAAAAUUCCAAGGAAAUAGACCAAUACUUCAAGAUGGAUGAGCAGGCUCUUGGCGAAAUGGAAGAGAGAAGGCCGUCUGUAAGAAGGGUCAGCUUUGCACUGGAGCCGCAAAUAGCAUACUCCCAAGUAAAGGACGAGCCAAGCAAGUCAGAAAGCAGCUCUAUCAGCAUGAGCAUGGAAAUGGCGCACAAAACAUCAAUGGAAAUGACGCUGGACGACCAGCUUCUAGAUGAAGAGCUCAUGCAGAAUGAGACACUUCCGCUGUGCGAAGAGAAAGAGGAAAACUUCAUUAUGGAUGACUCAGAGGACACCAUGGAAGAGCGAAGAAUGAGCAUAUGCCCGAUCAACAGAGAAAAAACAAUGGAGCACACAGUGUGCCAUGUAAAUACUGAGGUUGCAAAUGCUAAUAGCAACUCGGCAGAAAAUACUCCCAGCGUAAUAUCUAAUGUUGCAUCGGAUAAGGAUGCAAGUUCUAUCAUCGAAGAGGAUCCUAUUGUGAGCAAUGGAGCAGGCAUUGGCAAUGCUACAGCAUCAAAUCUUGAGACAGGAAGUGCAUCUCAGAAUGAAAAUAUUGCAGUGCCUUCCAUCAAUGAAAAUGUGCUAAAUAGUCCUAGAGAAUUGGACGGGUUCUACGACAAUGUGGAAGAGUAUUCCCUCGAUGGUGCUAAAGAUGAUAUUUUGAGUGAUAUGCUAUCCGAGAUAGUCUGUGCAGCGGAUAGCAACACCUUGGUCUAUGACACAGUGAACGUAGAAGAAGUUUUGAGUAAGUACGAGACAGUAAAGAAAGAGGAAACAAAAAAAAUAAGAGAAAUUCUGGCAGAAACAGGAAUACGGUUUUUGGACAACCUUUCGCUCAGCAACAGAAGAGAAACACUGUCCAAAAUACGAAAUAAAGUAGAGAACGGGGAUGUGAUAUACUAUAAGGACUUUGUACAGAGAAGAAUAGAAAUGCAAAACAUGCUGUCUGCUGGGCUGUCUGCAGAGAUAGAAAAAACAAGAGACGAAACAGAAAUUAUAGAAAGAGAAGUAGACUGCACAGGACUGUCGUCUAUCGACAGAAAUACGCUGCUUUCAAAGCUGCGGCAGAUGAAGUCUGAUGCAAGAAAAGAAGGGAAGGCUCACUGGCACAAAAAGAGGCUGGAAGUAGAAAAAGAAUUUCUCAAGAAAACCGAAGACCUCUAUGCAGAUUACGAAAAAGAAAAACAGCAGCUAAGCGAAAAGAUCAGGAAAAUGAAAAAAGAAACAGAAAGCAUAAACAUAAAGGAGCUCGAAGCGAAAGAAAAAGCGAUGAAGGAGAUUCUUGUGACAGUUGGAACGCUUUCUCAGGAGGAAGUAGGAAGGUUUGUAGAAGAAGUCGAAAAAAAGAAAGAGGUAGAAAAAGCACUGGAGGCGCAGUAUAGCGAGCUCCUUAAAGACGCACAUGAAGUGAAAAAGAAAGAUGCGGAAACCACACAAAUAAUAGAAACAGAGAAGGCUGAAAUACAAUCUUUGCAGGAUGGGCUUCAUGUGGCAGAAGUGCAGAAAGACGACUUGGAGCAGAUAAAGUCUGCAGUCCAAAGAAUGGAGGUGAUACUUGGCGUCAAAAUACUUGAAAUAUCGCACAGCAGGCUUCUGAUGUCAAUAUGCGAUAUAGUUAUAACAGUGAUAUACGAUGGAGCAACGAUUGUGGAUGUGUACGCAGAGACAAAAGCAAAAAGUCUAUUUAAGGAAUUUAUCUCUCUAUCAGUCGGCUCGGUUUUGGUUUCAAUGGGCCUGCUAGUGGAGAGCAUGCCGGUGGUUAUAAGAUACAUUUUGGAAAUGGCAUCGAUUGAGAAAGAAGUUAAAAAGCUUGGAGUGUCUGUCCCGUACGAGAUACACCACACAGAGAAGGAAAUGUCAAUACAGUUCAUGAUAAGAAAAGGAAAAAGCGGACAGAUGGGACAGGUAGUUGCAAUUUUCAAAUCGGGAAGCGUGGUACCUGAAAUAUCCAGCAAUAUUAAAGGAUUCCAGGUCUCCCGCAGUAGAUAUGGAAGCAUCUCAGAGUCAGUGGAUCAGGCAAGAAACAUAGCACACAUUAAAUAA
Molecule: messenger RNA, 2064 nt
Organism: Nematocida minor
Lineage: Eukaryota; Fungi; Microsporidia
Exons: 1
Coding region: 1-2064 (687 amino acids)
Source: RefSeq, a predicted model, not a curated record